GACCGCUUAAAACGACCAACAAUUGAAGAACCAAUAGAAAAUUUAGAUCCUGAAUUAUUUCGAGCGACAGAGGAAAAACGGGAAGAAAUGAUAAAAUCCGGAAUUCCAUUUGUAGAAAAACCGGGAUUCGAACAUCCAAAGUCUGUUUAUUCUAGUAGAACAUUGGAUUAUCUAAUUGAGAAUUCAAAGGUCAUUUUAUAUAAUCUAUCUAAUACCGGAGAAAUUUCAG
This is a messenger RNA of Acaulospora morrowiae, 229 nucleotides long. The record is from the annotation of a GenBank genome assembly. Lineage: Eukaryota; Fungi; Glomeromycota; Glomeromycetes; Diversisporales; Acaulosporaceae.